GAGGGGAGUGAAUGACGUCAUCAGGCCGCGCUCCCUCUUUUCGCUUUCUCUCAGUUUCCGCUGCUUGCGAGCCUCCAGCAGCCCAGCGCGAUUAUUGUUGCCGCGAUGGACUGGCGCCCAGAUGAGGAAGGACUGCAGCAAGUCUUGCAGCUGCUAAAGGACUCCCAGUCCCCAGACACGGCCACCCAGAGGGUAGUCCAGGAUAAACUUAAGCAGCUGAACCAAUACCCUGACUUCAAUAAUUACCUGAUCUUUGUGCUGACGAGGCUCAAGUCUGAAGAUGAGCCGACGCGGUCCCUCAGUGGGCUGAUCCUGAAGAAUAACGUGAAAGCACAUUAUCAGAGCUUCCCGCAGAAUGUAUCUGACUUUAUAAAGCAGGAGUGCCUGAACAGUAUAGGAGACUCCUCCUCCCUCAUCAGGGCUACAAUUGGUAUCCUUAUCACCACCAUUGCCUCCAAGGGGGAGCUGCAAACGUGGCCGGAGCUGCUUCCCCAGCUGUGCAACCUGCUCAAUUCUGAGGAUUACAACACGUGUGAGGGUUCCUUCGGGGCUCUGCAAAAGAUCUGCGAGGAUUCCUCCGAACUCCUAGACAGCGACGCGUUAAACCGGCCGCUCAAUAUCAUGAUCCCCAAGUUCCUGCAGUUCUUUAAGCACUGCAGCCCCAAGAUCAGGUCCCAUGCCAUUGCCUGCGUCAACCAGUUUAUCACAGACCGGGCCCAGGCUCUCAUGGAUAACAUAGACACUUUCAUUGAGCAUUUGUUUGCCCUGGCGGUGGAUGAGGACCCCGAGGUUCGGAAGAAUGUCUGUAGGGCGCUGGUGAUGCUGUUGGAGGUGCGGAUAGACCGGCUGCUCCCACACAUGCACAGCAUAAUACAGUACAUGCUGCAGAGGACACAGGACAACGAUGAGAACGUUGCGUUGGAGGCCUGUGAGUUUUGGCUAACGUUGGCCGACCAGCCCAUCUGUAAGGAAGCCCUGUCCAACCACUUGCUGCAAUUAAUUCCAAUUCUGGUGAAUGGGAUGAAAUAUAAUGAGAUUGACAUCAUUCUGCUUAAGGGGGAUGUGGAGGAGGACGAGACCAUCCCAGACAGCGAGCAGGACAUCAAGCCUCGCUUUCACAAGUCUCGCACGGUGACGCUGCAACACGAGGAGGAGCGAGCGCAGGGGGAAGAUGAAGCAGACGAUGACGACGACGAUGAUGACGACACCCUGUCUGACUGGAAUCUAAGGAAAUGUUCGGCCGCUGCUCUGGACAUCCUCGCCAAUGUAUUUCGGGAGGAACUACUGCCUCACCUACUCCCACUGCUGAAAGAUCUCCUCUUCCACCCUGAGUGGGUCAUAAAGGAGUCUGGGAUACUUGUCCUUGGUGCCAUUGCUGAAGGCUGUAUGCAGGGCAUGGUGCCGUACCUGCCUGAGCUCAUCCCACACCUGAUCCAGUGCUUGUCGGAUAAGAAGGCUCUAGUCCGUUCCAUUGCCUGUUGGACGCUGAGCCGCUAUGCUCAUUGGGUGGUCAGUCAGCCCCCGGACCUCUACCUGAAGCCAUUGAUGACUGAGCUCCUGAAGCGUAUUCUAGACAGCAACAAGCGGGUACAGGAGGCGGCCUGCAGUGCAUUUGCUACACUGGAAGAAGAGGCAUGUACAGAACUUGUGCCCUAUUUAAGCUUUAUAUUGGAUACCCUGGUGUUCGCCUUUGGCAAAUACCAGCACAAGAACCUGCUGAUUCUCUAUGAUGCUAUUGGGACCCUGGCCGACUCCGUGGGACACCAUCUAAACCAGCCGGAGUACAUCCAAAAACUGAUGCCCCCUUUGAUUCAGAAAUGGAAUGAAUUGAAGGAUGAAGACAAAGACCUGUUCCCACUGUUAGAGUGUUUAUCCUCCAUAGCUACUGCACUGCAGAGUGGAUUCCUGCCCUACUGUGAGCCUGUAUAUCAGCGCUGUGUCACGCUGGUCCAGAAAACACUCGCCCAGGCCAUGAUGUACAGCCAACACCCUGACCAAUACGAAGCGCCCGAUAAGGAUUUCAUGAUCGUAGCCUUGGAUCUGCUGAGCGGCCUGGCAGAAGGGCUAGGUUCCCACGUGGAGCAGUUAGUGGCCAGGAGUAACAUCAUGACCUUGUUGUUUCAGUGCAUGCAGGACAUCAUGCCUGAAGUACGGCAAAGUUCCUUUGCUCUCCUGGGAGAUCUGACAAAGGCCUGCUUCCUGCACGUCAAGCCGUGCAUCUCGGAGUUCAUGCCUAUUCUGGGCACCAACUUAAAUCCAGAGUUUAUCUCUGUGUGCAAUAAUGCAACGUGGGCCAUCGGAGAGAUCUGCAUGCAGAUGGGAGCGGAGAUGCAGCCAUAUGUCCCCAUGGUCUUAAAUAACCUUGUGGAAAUCAUUAACCGGCCAAAUACUCCAAAGACCCUUCUGGAAAACACAGCCAUAACCAUUGGGCGCCUGGGCUGUGUGUGUCCCCAGGAAGUGGCUCCUAUGCUGCAACAGUUUAUCAGGCCUUGGUGCACAUCACUUCGCAAUAUCCGUGACAAUGAGGAGAAAGACUCCGCCUUCAGGGGGAUCUGUAUAAUGAUAGGUGUGAAUCCUGGUGGAGUUGUACAGGAUUUUAUUUUCUUUUGUGAUGCUGUGGCGUCAUGGAUGAGUCCGAAGGAUGAUCUGAGGGACAUGUUCUAUAAGAUUUUGCACGGUUUUAAAGAGCAGGUUGGGGAGGAGAAUUGGAACCAGUUCUCUGAGCAGUUUCCCCCUCUGCUAAAGGAGCGUUUAGCCGCGUUCUACGGUGUGUAAAAGGGCUCGUUAGCAGAUACACACCCAGCGUGGGAGGUUCCUGUUUGGUCCAUGUGGUCAUCGGGGAGAAAGAUGUCCUACGCCCCCUCAUCCGGUCUUUAGAAGGGUUUUAGGGAACAGUGUCCAAGGCUAGAAUUACACCCCCUCGUCGCCAACCCCCAGGAACAUUAUUGCAGGGAGAAGUGUGCUGCAUAGUGCAAACUACACAGCUCAACACAACAUUUCAACCCCCACCCUACCACCAUCAGACAUGGCGCAGAUUUAGUCGUUAAUUUUGUUUUCUAUUGUGCAUCCAAGGGGGUUGGGCUUAAAGAUGAAACUCUAUGGUUAAUGGGAGGAGGUAGGGAAUAAGAGAAGAUGCCAGGCACACAGCGGGAUGUGGGAAGGGGAAGAAGCGGGUGGGGGGAGGUAGCGCAUAGAGGGAGGGAGGAGGAGGGAAGUAAUUGGCUCCUGUGCUCCGUGUUAGAGCUGGCACAGGUUCAGACGACCGUAUCUCUUACAGAUAGGGUUUAAAUUAAGGUAGGGCAGGGCUGUUCAGCGUAUUUUAGGGCCCGUGGGCAUACAGAGGGAGGAAGGAAACAGAGUAUUGUUCAAACUGUGUUGUAAUUGGGCAUGUGUGGAACACCCAAGUCUUACAUCAUUGCUCCAUCCCAAUUUGAAGGGUGGCCGGCCCAUCUCGUCGGAGUGGCCUUUAAACUGCCCACCAUUUACCCAAUCAAUUUGGGGUCCCACCUUUCAUACUGUUGGCAAAGGCAGCAAGCCCAGAGCGCCAGACCUACGGUCUUCCUGCGGAAACCCCCUACUUGCCACCUACCUCGUGGAUGGCUCCAAGUCACUGGCAUUUGAAGUACAGCAGGGACCCAGGUUGGCGUUCAUCCAUGUUUUAUCCAAGAAACGUUGCAUUUCAGCAUCCCCAGCUUAUCGGCCCUCUCCUCGUGCCCCAGGAUCUCCGUGGCAUAAGGGGGGCUGCUUAGUUUUUAUCACAAAAUCGAUUUCGCAAAGGGUCUCCUUAACCCUUUGGCUGCUGACGUGGGAUGGAAGAAAAGAGAUUUGCUUUUCCCAGCAGACUCCUAGUAAAUGUUAUUGUUCCUAGUGAGCUGAGGCUUCCGGUGCUGGCAUUUCAGGUUCCUGGCUCCGCAGCGUUGGCCGGCACUGACUCCAAGCAAUGAACUUGGGAGACAAGCAUUGACUGGGUCCAAAAUGGCUGAGGCCUUGCCGCUAGAGAUGAGCUGGCAUUGCGCUGGCAGGGAAGUGGUGAACCCGAACAGAUGAGGACAGGUAUUGGGGGGUGGGUGACCUUUUAACAAUACCUACUUUUAAAAGCAAGAAGCAAAGGGUGGGCUUCAAGAUGUCACAGCCUGCCUGAGCCGGGGUGGGACGCAAUGCCGCCCGUUCAGUAAUAUCACCCUUCCUCCCUCCCCUGUUUUCUAGGGCACACCACUAGGCUCCAGUUCAAUUCUGGGUCUGUGUAUUGGUAUUUGUGAUGUAAUGUUUCCUAUGGUAAAACUGCAGUGUAUUUAGUGUAAAGCCAUCUUGCUUGCACCUUUGCUCAGAUGAGAAUUAUAUUCUCAUUUUAUGUAUAUUUUUUUUUUUUUUGUUAACUAAAAAUGCAGGUUUUUUUUUUUUUGUGACUCAAAAACAAUGUUGUGUCUUAUUGUACAAUGCAAUAUGGAACAUGGAACAACCCCCCAACCAAGGGAGAUGUUUGUCUCUGUCGCGGGAAAAGUAAAAAAAAAAAAAAACAAUAUGGAGGAUUUUACCACUUUAA
This is a messenger RNA of Xenopus tropicalis (tropical clawed frog), 4543 nucleotides long. It is a transcript of the gene tnpo2, whose product is annotated as transportin 2. Gene Ontology annotation, cellular component: cytoplasm. The record is from RefSeq and is a predicted model, not a curated record. The transcript is spliced from 25 exons. Gene Ontology annotation, biological process: protein import into nucleus; intracellular protein transport. Lineage: Eukaryota; Metazoa; Chordata; Amphibia; Anura; Pipidae. The coding region runs from base 106 to 2775 and encodes 889 amino acids. Gene Ontology annotation, molecular function: small GTPase binding.